AUGUCUUUCUCAAACACCUCCACCGGUAGCAAGCCCUCUGAUCCUUACACUUCCAAGAACACGGAUGAUGCUACCACAGACCAGAAGAUCAAGGGCCUCGAGAAGUUCGUCACCUCAUGCAAGUAUGGCAUGAUGACCACCCACGAUACCAGCUCAUCCAAGCUCGUAUCUCGCUGCAUGGCUAUCGCUGCCACUGAGAACGGCGGUGUCGAUCUGUUGUUCUUCACAAACACUGAAUCCCACAAAACGGAUGAACUUCAGAAGAACAACGCCAUCAACAUCGCCUUUAUCAAUAGUUCUGGAGAAUGGGCAUCCGUAUCGGGAGAUGCAGAAGUGCUCACGGAUCGUUCAUUGGUGAAGAAGCACUACACGCCUACUCUAAAGGCAUGGGUUGGCGACCUGCAGGAUGGGAAGCACGACGGCUCCGAGAACGACCCUCGCAUCGGUGUUAUCCGCGUCAAGACGCAGACAGUGACCUACGCUGUGAGCAACAAGACGUUCAUAGGCGCGGCUGUCGAAAUUGCGAAGGGCGCAGUUACCGGCGAUACAGCGAAUGUGAACAAGCUCAGAGAGAUUUCUGAGGACGAGAUUCAGACGUGGCGUUCAUUGCAUCAGAACUGA
Molecule: messenger RNA, 621 nt
Organism: Marasmius oreades (fairy-ring Marasmius)
Lineage: Eukaryota; Fungi; Basidiomycota; Agaricomycetes; Agaricales; Marasmiaceae
Exons: 2
Coding region: 1-621 (206 amino acids)
Source: RefSeq, a predicted model, not a curated record